Amoebophrya sp. A120 is the source of this 14534-nucleotide messenger RNA. Lineage: Eukaryota; Dinophyceae; Syndiniales; Amoebophryaceae. The record is from the annotation of a GenBank genome assembly.
AGGCACUGUUGUUGUGAGUUUGUUUCACAUGACGAAGAUCGUUGUUGUGCGUGAACAAAUUCUUUUUCGAAAUAGUGUUUUUCAUAGAAAUUUCCCCUAUUGCCAAUGGUUCUUCUUCCGUACCUGAAGUGGUGAAAGAGAUGGCUCCUCCGGCUUCUCCUACCUCCUCAGUACCACCACUCGCAGUGAAAAUGGCGACGGCGGUGAUGACGAACGAAACAGAACUUACGGCUUCGCCGUUCAACAGUACGACCAGCACGGGCGCUGCACAGCUCGGGGCAGCCGGGCAUCCGAAAAAUCAAGAGAACUUCACGGCUUCUGCCUUGGAUCCAAACGCGACCGCAGCAUCUGCCUCAGACGACGGCAGCAGCAUUGCGGAAGGGCUCGUGGAGUCCGCGACAACGUAUUUGGCCACGCUAGGCACAGACGCACUGGCGUCUACGCAGGAUUUCUUCACUGUCUACUUGCCGCUUUUUUUCACAGUUACUCUUCCAAAGUACUUCGCCGACGCGGCUACCAACGGAUACAAUUCUGUUAUCCAGUUUUGCAUCCAGCUGUACUACGCCUGCUGCGCGGUUUUGCAGCUGCUGCUCACCAUCUCAGAUUUGGUCUACCAGCUGCUUCUCGGACUGUGGCGCGUCGCGCAAACCAUCGCGCAUGUAUGGCUUACUUACAUCGGCAUACUGCCGAUAAUAAUCGCAGCCACGUGCUUGAUCAUAUUCUUGGUCUUGGCGCGAUCUGUUGCAAAUCGACGAUUUGCAAGACUGCGGAACCGAAUUGAAGAUGUGAUUCUCUCCGCAAACGUCCACGCCGAGGAGAAAGAUGCAAGUCCGAGUUUUAUUUCCUCAAGAUCUUCUACAGGAGGCAACCGGGACCUCGAGCAAUUGCGUGGAGCGCUCCCGCUUUUCCCCAUAGUGCAUCCGGAAGGAAGACUCGUGGGAAGCAGCAGAGAAAUCGUCGCCGUCGGCGAUGCCGAGUACCCGAGCAUGCGGACGAGACGGCUGCGUGGACAGGACAGCAGGUGCGCAGACAGUAGUGGCACGAAGACGGAGAUCCUCUCGAAGGCACCGAACGUGAAUCUCGUCCAGGAUGACUCCAGCGGGACGGAAUCGGCGAAUUCUAGCACAUCGGCGACGCCAAAGUCCCAGACGGAGAAUUUUGCGGAAAUCGUCGACUCGGCCGGGUAUCCGGUGAAAACGGACUCGCGCUCGCUGCUCUUUGCCGGUGCAACAAGCUUGUCCUCUGUGCGAGCAAACGACUCUCGCAGUGAUGUGCAGGAGGUGGCCGAAAUAAAUUCGAAACCCUGCCUGCUCUACGUGCACGCGUUUCGCGGCAGCCCGGGCGAUGCCGGGUACCGGGUUUCCGCCCAGAUGGCAAAAGCGCUCUCUACAGACCUGGCCACCGUGCGCUUGAGGUGGCACGGGUUUCGCGGGUCGGAUAGUUUACUGCACUGGGCGUCAGCGGCGGACUACGUGCAGGACGUGAUGCAGGCGUUGCGCAGGUUGGUGGUCGUUUACGGGCGAAGGAAAAUUACGCUCGUCGGUCACGGUUUGGGAGCGACCAUCUGCUUCAUCGUACACAGGAUACUGUCCACAUCUUCGACCUCCGGGCGCAAACCUGGAAAGAGAUCCGCCGACUCGACGACCACACAACAACAAGAUCCGAUCCGUGCAGCGCUGCAGGGGGCAAUCUUGCUGUGUCCGCAAGUUGACUACGGGGCGGUAACACAGGAGAUGCUGGAUCCACACAUCCAAGAGCUUCUUGCCGAGUCACCUGUGUUUGCUUCGGGCCUGGGACGCAGCACGGGAAUCGAUGAUCCCGCAGUUUUCUACGCCGGGGUGGCCGAACUGCGGUCCGCCAACCGCCGCUACCACGUCAAGGAAUUCCUCUACCGCAGCUGGCUAGUGGGCGCGGGUUGGCAGCUGCUCUCCCUAUGCAAGCGCUGGGGACUAGUUGCGGCACCGGGCUUGGGAGGCGUUCCCAGUGCUGCAGACUCGAAGUCCAGAAAAAAGAAAGUUUCGACCCAAGAGCGAGCCGCUUUCGUUCAGCGAGUCUGCGACUGGUGUCUGCACGCUUUCCCAGCGAAACCGGAUGCGUACGAAAUGUCCCAGCUGGGUGGAGCGCCUGCCAUGGCAGUCGCGGCUGGGGCGUCAUCUUCACCGACGAAAAGAAGCAAAAACACGGGCUCAAGCUCUGGUACUGAUGCUGGCAGUGACGCAAGCGCGCCGUCGCCGCGCACAAAGAACAAGAAGAAAAGGAAGCACGUGGAGCACGUGCCAUUUGAAACGAAACGGACAGGCUUCGAUAUCAUCGGGGCGUGCCUGGAGAAAGUUCUAAUCAAAGGUGCGCUUUUUUGCUGUACAUGAAUGCAGUUUCUGUCUUAUGGCCCUGGAGCAGGACGCAUGCUGUUUCUUGAUACUGGUUUCCGUGUCCUCGUGCAUUUUUCUUGGUAGCAGCUGCAAAACUUCGUUAAACUACUUAGCCCUCACAUCGAUCAUACGUCAGGUCUCUUGACUGCUCGAGACGCGCAUGCCGUACGCCAUGUGCAGUGGACAGAGUCGCAAAGCUGGACGUCCCGGCACGACAGUGCGGCGUUGCUCGCUCCGCUUUUGCUGGUUCGAUUCGCGAGAGAACUCCUUGGUCAAGCUCCUGGAGGUAGCAGAGGUGGGGUAGAACCGGCGAAGCAAGACGCCUCCGACGACCAAACUACCAGGGAAUCAUCGCAAGCCGGAGGCAGAUUGUUCAUUCUCUCAUCCUCCUCGUCUGUACCAGAGGAGGAGGACGCUGCGCUCUGGGCUGGUGCCGGCGCAGCGCACGACUCCGUGAAGCAUGCGGAGGAAAAAAUUCUGCUCGGCCACGACGUGGAAAAAAUCGUCGACCUUGUCAAGCGGCAUUUCUCGGAUUCAAGUGCUCCUGCGGACCGCGCCAGUGCGGACACUUCCUAAGCACUACCUUGUCCUUGGCAUGGAUUUCUUAGAAAAACAAACCACGAGAAUUGGCAACGGUUGUGUGGAAAUAUGUGUGCUUCAAGAAGAUCGACGCUAUGCAUUAUUUCCGUCUUAUUUCCUACAUUACGCUAGUGAUGAUCAUUUUCGUUUUACCGCCACGGUUCUGCCGCCUCCGCUAGCAGUUCUCGCAAGUACACUCUUUUGUUCUCCUCCGCCAAGCUACACGCAAACUUUCACUACAAACAUGUUGAUCGCGAGAAGAGUGUCUGUGGACAAGAACGCCAGCAGCUUCAUCAAAGAGGCUUUCGCACAACUGACAGUUGAGCUGGAAACGUCAAAAUAGACUCAAAUCGUGAAAGCAUCAGAGAAGUCGGGAGAGAGAAUGCGAGGCUUUACCCGUGGCCCAGCGCAAUUUCUUACCAGCAAACUUUCAGAUCGGGAACUUCUCAUAUGAUCCUGUACUCGCUGAAGUAGCUGGCUAAAUGUAAUAGCGGUUGGUUGCGGUGCAGGACUAGAUUGAUGACAUUAACCUCGGUAAGCCCCGAGACAAGCGUGGCUUCUGUAUGCUAGCUUGGCCGCGCCGGUGACGGAGUGCUUUACAAAAGUCACGAGCCGCUGCUGCCCCGACCGAGCCGCUCCUCGCUUCCAAGAAGACGUUUGGAUUUUUACAGCUGUUCUUCCAGUCCGUGGACCGGCACGCUGCGUAAGACGGUCUCCUGUCGCUUCUUCACGUCAACACCGCAUAAUUGAGGCCACGGCAACAUCAGCGGGUUUUGUGCGACAUCUGUUGGGUGCGAGUUCUAAGUUCUAAGUUUGAUAAAAGAUAAGUCCUCGUGUCCGUCCGUCUUGCUUCUACCGUCUUCUGCACGGCGUUUUGGAUCCGUCCCGGCCCUGCACCAUGGCACCCCAACUCGAGGUUCCGUCGUCCGCCUUUUUUCCGGGACAACAACAGAUUACACCGAUUAACGAUAAAUGCGACGGUGAAAACACCGAGGACGAGGACAUGGACCAUACGCCCGCGAAGCAACUGUCGGCCGGUAUUGCCCCGCAGGUGGGGAUGCGAAUGGUAGGCACGAUUGUGCGGGAGAUCUUUCACAAGGUUAAGGACAAGGAUGGCAACGUGAUCCGGGUCGGGGACAGCAAGGGGUACGGAUUCAUUCGUCCGCAUAAGCAACUCAGCCUGGAGAACUUCCUCGGGCACAAAACAGGGGGUCGCUUCACCAACUUUGUCAGUGUGUCACCGGAUUUUAUUGCGGAACUGUCGGAGUUGUCGAGGGAGUUCAAAUCCAAGAAUGACCUGUUUGUGCACAAGCGGUCCGUCGUUGAGGGCGACUGGGGUGUGGGCUGUGUGGCCGAAUUCACUGUUGCACCGGGCCGGGAGGAGGGCAAGCUUGAGGCGCGCAUGGUGCAAAUCCUGGCCGUUGAUCCCCGCUGCCCGACUCUGGAUGCGCUGGCGAAGAAGGUUCAGUGGCUCGAGGGGCAGUUAAAGUUGUCCAACAAAAAAUCCAACGACGCGGUGGCGACCGCUGAAGCCGCAAGGGUGACCUCGGCGCAGGCAGCGGCCAAAGUGCAUCAGGUCGAAACCUCCACCAGCCAGCGCCUGGGCAAGCUCGAAGCCGGGGUAGAGGAGUCCGCACAGGUGGCGCGCGACACGAAGAGAGACGUUGAGGCGGUGAAAAAGGAGGUUGUUACCCAGCAGUCGACCCUGGCGGAGAUCCUGUUGCAUGUCAAGCAGAACUCCGCUGCAUCGGCCCAGCCGGCGAAGCGCAAUGAGGAUGAGGAUGAGGGUAUCGCUAGCGCUCCUUCGUGCGAACAGUCUUCAUCUUCGUGUUCAUCUUCGUCUUCAUCAUCACAGCUCUGUCUCAACAACUUAAAUUCCCACAUCUCAUCAUCACAGGUCAUUCCGGCGAUGACAAGAGACGUAAGAUGGCCGGCGCUGGAGCUGCUGAAGCGACAAACCCAUAGCAGCAGAGCGGGUGAUCAGGUUGCUGCACCACGGCGGCUUUUUGCUGGUGCUGCAGCCGGAGAUGAUGAGUUUGAUGAAAAUCUUGAUGUGAACAAUUUUGACAACGAGGAUUUUGAACAACAGCAACCAGAUGACAAAGAAUCAUCUUGUUUGUCCUGUCGACUGUCGGAACUGUCGGUAGCCGUACAGUCAGAUUUUGUUGAUAGCCCGCAAAACGAAAACCAAACCACGAACGGCAAUCCUUACAUCUGUGAAACGAGUGAUUUGAGCCAGCAGCCAGCCUCUGCAAUUGUUGAAAGGGCCUCUGCAGCUGGUCCGUCGCACACCAGGCAGUUGGUGUCUCACGCGUUCAACGCUUUGUGUUCACUAGGGCGUCACGACUCUGUUAUCGCGGUGUCAGAUACCUCUCCAAAAACACCUGAUCGACGCUGGCCCGCGACAUCUACCGUCCCCGCAGUGAACGAGGCACAGUGCGACCCGUUUGUGACACCGCCCCCGCGCACAAGGACUAUCUGGGACCCAGGCAUCAGAACAGCCGAAAAGGAUACAACAGCUCGCAACUCUCGCCGGAUCAGACGGAGCAGGAGGAAGGGCUUCUUCGCAAACAUCAUCACGGUCAACUUUCAGGGGAAACACCAGUCCAAGCAGCGCGAGCAAAUACUCCAGCACUUUUCCGAAGUCCAUAGCUUGGGCGGGCCCCACAUCGACGCGAUACUUGGGACGGAGUUCUCGUACGAUGCGAAUGCUGCUGAUGGACCGCCCGACAGCUUCUCCACUACCCUAGACACGGACGGGAGAUGGUUGACCCUGUGGAUUUGUGGCGCGGCGAUAAUAGUAUACAACAAGCAGUGGAUCAAGCAGAUUCUUCGUGGCAACUUCCGGGUACAUUCACAGCCACGGAUUAUAGCACUGCGCCUCCCGUUCUUAGCCCUUUGCAGCGCGUACGCCCCAGCUGAUGGAAGUAAGGCCGGCCAGGGAGUGUGUUUGGCGUUUGACAUCUUCCUUGGCAACCUCGAGAUUGUACUUGGCAAAAUCCGUAAGCCGCUACGUACCGGAUCGACCCCACUGCUCGUGAAGCUGAAUACCGCAGCGAAACCCCCUGGGCUUCCAGACCCUACGUUCGACGCCUCGGCCAACUCGUCGCUCCGCUGCCCAGUUUUUGUUGGGGGUGACAAUCUUGGCACCGUUGGGUCUCCGGACUCCAGGAAUAGACGAGGCUAUUGUGGGGGACAGACAGCCGGCCAGUUUGGGCUUGAUGAUACGAAUGGGCGCGGCGUUGAAGUUUUGCGAUUUGGCGAUGACUACGGGCUUGCAAAUGUCAAUGUGCUUUACGACCACCGGGAAUCGAAGAAAUUUGUUCAGUGGCGUCCGAGUUUGCUCUGGCAUGCGCAGGAUCGGGCAACGCAUUACUCCAAGCGGAUUCUCAGGUGGCGGGAGCUCGAUCAGUUCUACGUAACGAGCUGCGACGUUCCGAGCAUCACUGUUUGCGCCACCGUUACGUCGCCGCUGGGUCUUGACCACCGUCACAAGUUUCUCCGCGCAUUCAUCGAGUUUUCUUAUCAGCGGAGGAACAUCGACCGUAGGGCGAAACAGGACCGGACGGAGGUUGACGCUUCUGCACCGUUGUGGCGUGCCACCCCUUCAGCAAAACACCAGUUUUCCGCCGCUGUUGUGCAGGCGUUGUGCCCAGAACCGGACUCGGCCGCAGACGUUAGCUCCCCUGUUGCCGACCCGACCCCGCAGACUCCGCUUGAUAUCCCCAUAUCCCGCAUCCCAGAGGCUCUUGUUGCUGCGCGGGGUAUUUUAGCGGGGUCCGCACAGCAGGAGCUGAACCGCUACAACCGGAGCCACGACUACAAGAAACGGAGACGCUUCGACCUGCGCAUCAAGAUCCUACGCAAGGAAGUUCGGCGCCUCGGCGCCGCCCUCGACCCAGACGAUGACGCAGCGGGCGCAGUUUAUCAGGAAAAGUGUGAGCUUUUAGCCAGUGUCAUUGCAGAGCGUGUGGAAUUCCGCAAGACCCAGUCCUCCGACUUCAACACGGACUACCACACCAGGGCGCAGCGCACGCUGAAGCGGAGGCUUGCAAAGGGUGUUGAUUUCGAUCCUGAGACUGCGGCGAAGCACUUCCAAGCCGUCAGUGUCUCGCCCGGGGUUCCUAACGUUGAGCUUGUUCGCAGCGCUGUGCAGCCCCUUGACGACACCAGCAGGGAAACACUUUUAAAGGAGUUCUCCAUCGAGGAGUGCAUGUCCGCCGCCAAGCGUCGCCGCAACAGCCUACAAGUAGACGUCGUUGGCGAUUCCAUUGCGCUGUACAAAGCUUUGAACGCCGGGGCCUGGGCAGUGAUUGUCCGGAUCCUGAACCACCACCGGCUGACCAACUUUGUGGGGCUCCUUGGCGAAAACCCGCAGGACCAGCAAGUUCUUGCCGCCACUGUCCGGCUGCUCUACAAGGGAAAAGGCGCCGAGACUAGUCUUGAUAAUUUUCGUGGCAUCGUGAAUACCUCGAUUAUUGUUAAAGUGCUGACGGCUGUUUUAACAGAUCGGCUUGAUGCCUGCCUUCGUUCCUGUGGUUUUCUUUCUGGGCGCCAGCAUGGGUUUCGCAGGCACUACCAAGUGGACGAAGCGGUUUUUUUGGCGCGUCGGGCGUGUGAGGAUGCCCUGCGUGUUUUCGGGAAGGGGAGCAGUGUCGGCAAUUUGUCGCUGCUGCUCCUUCUUGACAUCAGGAAAGCCUACCCCAGUUUCCCGUGGAAGAUCUGGAAGGGAAUCAUCCGCGGGCUCGGUGUUGAGGACUCUUUUUUCGACUCCCUCUUCAGCAUCGUCCACCGCCGAACUAGCUACCAGGUUCUCUGUGGUGACAAACCAAGCGACCCGUUUUUUUUAGACAGCGGCUUCGGAGAGGGACAGAUAAGCUCUCCCAGUUCGUACUCCCUCGCCUACGAGUGUGUUCUACGUGUUGUGCGACAAGUGUUGACCGAGAGGCUUUCCAGAUCUUCGUCGCUGCUUCUUUGGUCCCCGCGUGCGCCGUUUGCUUUCGUUCCAGGAGUGAAGCCGGGUACGGGGUUGCGAUCGGUAUUUGACCUCCUACACCCGGGGUCGGCCUCCCUUGUCGUCGACAAGAUGACCGAGUGGGAAUUCGCCGACGAUACGCUGAUCCCGGCCCUCCUUCUACAUUGUCUGAUAAAUUUUUUCGGUUGGGAAGCAACUGCGGAUGAGGCUGCUGUAGCGGCGAACCGGGGGAAGUUUGAUUUUGUCCUUGCGUCAAACCCAGAAGUCUCUGCUUUCGUCCGGUAUCUCGGGGCGUUUCUGGAUCGCCGCGAGGAUUCCUCGCGCAGAAUUGGAAAGAUGCUUGCGGCACUUGGCGAAGUUGACUGUGUCCCUGCCGCGGGGGACACGGUCACUGAUGUGCGGAUAAACAUCAUGUCGCGGGUGCGCAGCAGGGGGCUCUUUGCGAUUGGGACGAGGGAGAUUACGCAACAGGAAAUAAAAUCGCAUCAGGUCAUCGAGAAUCAGGCUCUUCUGCGCCUUGCCGGCCAACCGCGUUGGUCGUUGCGCCGCUUCCACCUGCCGCUGGCCCGCCUUCGUCGGUGGUACCACAUGGACCCAGCGUGCGCGAUGAUCCGCUACUCACAGUGUUCGCACGUCGGCCACAUAGUGCGGUCCGAUCCUGGUCGACUCUCUCGGAAAGCGUUUUUUGGAAUGUUGACCUUCGGCCUGCCAUGUCUUGAAGACCACUACUUGCACAGGCGGACCGGGCAGAUUUCUCUCUGGGACAACGUGCGUGAUUCCUUGAAGCUUGUAUGCGGUGAGCGGUCUGACACGCAAUACCUGACCCUGAUGCAGUCCCGGCCGCAUUUCAACGCCUUGCUUUAUGAGCUUCGCAUUUUUUUGACGAUUGAAGACUACCUCACUGAUGACGGCGUCACUGAUCAGCAGCUUGCCGACGCUCGGAAGUGGUGGGCUGAGCACUUUGCGAAGCGCCAGAACUCGCUGCCGAUUGAUGUCAAUUGCCGCUCUGGAUUUUCGUGGUUUAGCCAAGACGGCCGAUCAUUCACCGAUGAAGUGCUGGCCAAGAUUCAUGUCGAGACUACUGUUCCCGGCUCUACCAACUUCUCGCGGUGCAGAAGAUGCAGUGUUGAUGCCUGCGACAAGUGGGACACACGUUUUACCCCGAAGUUCCUGAACGACUACGCCUGCACGCCCUACAUUCCUUCCCCCCGACCUGAGACACGGUGGAAGACUGCCGAGUUCCGCGAUAUCAGGCAAGUUGUUGGGCAUGACAGUGGUGUCUCCAUUCAUUGCGAGAACCCGGCGCCCGCGGUUGGGGAUGCCAGUGGUGCUGACCUGUCCUUCUUCCGCCGCGAUGACAUCGUGAACACCGUCUACGAGAAAGUGCGCGCGGUGCACGCUGAAAAGCCUCCUGACCCCCCGAAGAAGUUGCCGCCGCUCACGAAGUUAGUGCAGUCCAUCGAAGUUGAGCAGUUCCGUGACGUAUUGUUCCCCCCCACAGACCAGUCUGGCGACGCAUCUUCCUCCAACCUCCGCUUUGCCUCAAGCACCCCUCCGGACGACCAUCUGCAGCUGACGAGGUACCUUGAGGAGCAGCAUGCUGCGAUUUGCCGUGAGAUUGAGGAGUAUCCGUUUUUCAUCACUCAUCGCUACGACCAUGGGAGUAAAGCGAUCGCAUCGGUUCGCUGCGUUUGCCAGGAGUGCCGCGACUUUGUCCUGCGCAAGCGAGCGAAGGGGCCACGGGGUAGAGCUGCGUCCGAGUCCUCUUCCGUUUCGAUUUCGGAGUCUGCAGAUGGCGAUGGUGUUGACGCAGGUAACGAGUCUGAUGAUGAAUUUGUGUUGGAGAUAGGGCGUGGCGCUGGGGAUGCUCUUGCUCUGUCCCCCGACCAUGAGGUUCCGGAAGACGAUGACGAAGACCCGACGACCCUCAAGAUGCUUGUCCCCGUUGAUCAGCAGCGGUUGUUCGCCAAUUUGAAGACUGCGUUCCGACACAUGCGAUACAAGAAGCAGAAGCAGGCAGAGGCGGACUUCAGUGCAUUAAUUCCGGCCCCCCCCAAGAAACCCAAGGAAACUACGACCAGUGCGAAACCUGCGCGGGCCCUCGACGUUGACGCCCCUCCGCAGCGGACCAAGAAGCUGAUGCCGUCGCAAGCCCUUGACUCGGAGCUGCAUCCUGAGCAGCGCGUCGUCGAUGUUUCUGCCGGCAGCGCCCACACUGUCGACGAGGACCCGCCCAUGCAGCUCCCCAAGGGCAUCACGUGGUGCACGUCCAUGCCUGGAGCUGCGUCGCGUGCUUUUGGCGGGGUGCUUCUCGUUAGGGUGACGAACGCGAAGCUGCCCGAUGGGUCUACGCACCACGUAUCCCGACACAUCGAUCCAGCCGCGUACGGGAACAGUGCGUCGCUCGCGAUUGAAGCGGCAAUUGCACUACGAACCCAGAUCACACUUGACCCUGCCCCCUUCAUUGCGAAAACGAAGCGGAUGCGAAAGCCGAAAAAGAAGAAAAGUGGUGGUGGUGUGGACGUUCGUAGGUAGUGUGUACGUUAGUAGCUAGCGUUGUAGCCUGGGGGAGUGCGUUUUUUAGUUAGAAGUCCGCUGAUGUUUCUGCCUGUGUGCAGUUGCACUUGAAAAAACUAUUUGCAGCUACAAAAAUAAUAAAAAACACAAAAAAAAAACCGUAACUUUCUAGUAGUGCAGUCUCUCUGCCUCUCUACAGCAAGGUAAAAGUCAAACUAUCUGUGUUUGGCUUUCUUUUUUCUUUUACCUUUCUUUUUCUCAGUUGAGAGCUUUGUGAGUCCGCAACACGAUGGUGUGCUGAUGAGUGACGAGUGACGUCGUGUUUUGUCUCUCUUGGUAACACCGUUGUUGAUGAUCUUAUGAUGCUAUUUAUUACACGAAUGCUUGGUUUAAAGUUUUACCUGAUUUCCAUUCUAAACUUGGUCGCCGGGAAGGGACCGAGGUACGUGUUAAAGGCUUCGCGCUUUGUAGUUAAAGUCUUACAAGCUCUGAGGAUCCAUCGUGCUCGCCUUGUCCCGAUGCUAUGGUGGAAAAACAGACUCACUAACGAGAGCGAAAAUCCAAAAAAGCUGUUGUUUUCCAUGAUCUCACACGUAUCGCCUUGUCCCCGUCUAAAACUGCAGUUUUGAUAGUUCAGGUAGUAGAAAGUGCGUGAGUUUUUUUUCUGCGAAAAGACCAAUCCUACGUAGACGGGAACGUGACGACUUCGACAAAUCACGACUUGUAGCCGGUUUGAGGGUUUUCACAUGACGAAGACCAUUAUUCUGACCUAUUGCCGUGUAGUUUUUUUUUUGAUUGAAAUCCAAAAUCUGAAAGCUUAGUUUUGUUUUAGCUCCCCCAGGCCCGCUCCUCGGAGCAUAGUUUUUUCAAACCUUUCCAAUGUAGCUCCUCGGAGCAUAGUCUUCUCGCCCAUUCCAGCUCAGCUCUUCGGAGCCUAUUCUUUUAGUCCUCUCUAGUCUGCAAAAGGGUUUAGUUAAUUCUGUUUCAGCUCCAAACUUCUGACAAACGCAAAUCUGUUUUACGGCCGACGUGGUGGUUAGGAUUGCCUGACUGCUGCGUUGAGCCCAGCUUGUGUGACGGCGUCACGUGGGCUGACACCUCUGAUCUGAUCUGAUCAUCGGCGCUUGUUUCUUUCAGGCCACUUCUGAGUACUUGUGCAGCUAGAACUGCAAAAACUCUAUUCGGAGCACCUAGACACUCGGCUUGCUGCAAGUGAGGAGAACAGGAAAUUAGGCAAAGGACCUGCUAAGAAGCAGCUGCGCGGUUGUGUCCCCGAAUAAGUAGACUCUCGUGGGCUGCCACCGCGUCGACGAAGAUGUCUUCGUUUCCUCGGAGGACAACCGGUGGGGUGCGGCGUUUCGCCGAGGAUCCCAGUGCUAUGGCACCGCCCGGCACGCGGCCCAUUACCGUCGAGAACGCAUUCCCGGUCUUCUCCAGUGCGGAAGGAUUACCACUCGACCGCGUCACUGUAUCUUCGAACUCAUUGCUUUUUGUGUUCAAGGCAAAAAGGGGAGAUUCUCAAAAAGAUUAGCGGUAGAUUCACAACAGAGACCGAACCAUCGAGAUCGGCCGAAUCUUUCUUCAAUCUUUUUACAAGGCCGUAUCAAAAAAUUCAGGUAAGCAAUACGGUUUUCGAGUUUUGGAGUUACGAGCAGCUGGAGCCGCUGAGCGCCGCCGUACUUGCGCGCCGGGUUGCCGCCCUGCAGGAGAAACUCCGCGACUGUGGUUUCGUAGACCAGGGCGCGCCGCGAAGCCGCCAGACGGCUGAUCUGACGCGAUACCUGAUCGUGAAACAGGCAUUUCUCGCCUGUGAGGCCAACCAAGUGAAAGCCACCGCUCGGGAAAUCGCCAAGAUGCUCCGCAGGUUCGGGUGUCCCGAGGCGUUUGUGAUCGCCGAGACGCGGACACCGACCCCCGGUGUGAGCCAAUCACAGCAACAACUUGGAGAACUUCAAGUGCCGCAGAGCCCGCGGUCCGCAAGAUCUGAUUCACCCGACGGGCAUCGGGAGCAUUUCACACCAACGGGUAGCAAGAGCAUUACUUUGUGAGGAUUUAUUCGUCGCACCUCUACAUGGAUAUGGACAUGCAAAAGUUGCAAUUCCGUCCGAAGCGUGAGCGCAGGACAGCAGCUGUGGCUGUUUUUCUCCGGAAACGUUUUUUUCGAAAAAUGCACAUUAAAUUCUAAAUUAGGUGCUUAUGGCGAUCGGCGGGACGACAUGAAAUACGGCCACAUGGAGGAUACGAGGAUGGAAGACGGGUUGGCGCGCGUGGUCGGCCACGGAAAGCGGCAUGUUGAGGUUCCGGACCACAUAAGACCCAAGGCCCGCUCCGUGGACGUGCAAGAGGAGAGAACAGGGUAAGGGCUUAGCUGGCAAUCGAUUGUGAAUCAAUUUUUCCACGAAAUGCACGACUUAGAGUCCUCUCUACUUGCGUUUUUUCAUACUCUUGACAUUAAGUUUUUGCAGUGCGUCUGCCUCCAGUAAUCGAAAAAUGUAUCGCAUGACAGACGCCUAAGUCAAGCACUGGGGCACGACGAUGACGGUGCUGCGGGCUACCCUAAACUGCGCGAUCCGUCACCAAGAAACAAGCGCGCGGAUCCUGUUUUGCGCAACGCCUCGCAUUUCAACGGCUGCGUUCUUGAUCCGGGCAGACCAGAAGAUCUCAUGCGAUCGGUACUUGCUUUGCUUACUCAACAUUUUUGUGCUUUCGAGAUUAUCACGCCGCGUCAAUGGCAGAUCUCCGGUAACACAAUCUUUGUAGCUAUGCCGAACACUCCAUUUUUCCUGAACAGCGCAUGAACUCGCAGUAUGCGGACGCGCCUGAGAAAGUGUUCGGCGCGAGGCUAACCAACUCCGAGCAGCGAAAGCGCUACCACGCGCCAAGACCUAGCGACUACGUUGUCUUUCCCGCUGGAGAACCACUAUCGGGAGACGUCAUUACGGAGCAGUACUUGAAGUCAUUUUCUCGAAUGCAUUUUUACGGCUGACAGUGCGUACUUUUAUCUUCUCUUCCAUCAACGUGCGCUCAUCUUCAUCAACAUCAUUUGUUUGGGCGGGCUUUUACUUCAGAAUGUAAAUUUUGUGAAGCUGCGCUCAUGGAUCACUGAAAGGUGCCAUCGGACCGGUGAAGUGCGAACUUGGAAGGCUCCGUACGACGAUCGAGUGGCCGGAACAACAAAAAAGUAGUAAGCUUUUUUUGCAGCUUCUGCAAUUGCUAGCGUGCACGAAUACACAUCUAGUGAUUUGCAUGCCUACUUAGUUAUCGAAAUAGACACAACACUGCUUGAAGAGCACUUACUGUCUCAGUCUUCGAGCUUGCUUUUCCCAUGGAUACAGGCGGGUCCAGAUGGACGACCACGCUCACUGCCUCGGCGUGUUUGAGACGGACGGAAUAAAAAACGAGGCUAUACCCGGGACCGGCCACGGACGCAAGUACAUCGACCGCGUGUUGGGUCCUCAGCUCAAAACUGAGCGCGGACAUCUCGCUUCCUUCCGCCCGCACCGUGGUUAACCUCGCUCGUGGAAGUAGUACUGCAACUACAGUACGACUUCUCAACGCGAAGAUGACGCACGCACUCAGAGUCUAGCCUGGUGCUCGUCGUUUCCAAGAAACCAAAACAAUUAGAAAGAUUUUGAUUAUAGAUUUACAUAAACGCAGUGUCGUUUGGUGGAUCACCAAGCUAUGCUUCGCGCCUAGGUCAAUCUCUCGAUGUUCUUCCCCACUGUCGUGUGUGCUCUUGCCGCGAGGCGGACCAAAAUAGCAACUGCACCUCAGUGUGCCGUCGGAAAUCUUGUUAUCCCAGUAUGCUUACAUCAAUGAGGGGACGAGGAUUUUCUAGCCAGGCGCUGAAUCAAACCGCGAGAGAAAGAAAAGGCAAAGCAGGGAUUCAUCCAGUACAGAGCGCCUAAAUCUUUGACCGGAGAAGACAAAAUUGCUGAGCGAUGGAGUUACAUGUGAAAAAUUCUCGAGGAGGGCGAGGGUUACAUACCCGCGCAAGUGCGAUGGCAUUCUGGUUUCUCGCCAAUUGACGUUGUUGCACGUGGUUGUAAUACAAUGACUUUCGAAAACUAAAUCUUCACAAGAAGGGUGCGAAC